GCUGCAUCAACACCCACAACAAACAUCAAAAUACCGCCGCCCCCCUCCCACGAACAACAACAAACAACAAAACAACAACCCAGACGAGAUUGUUGUUGCUUGCUCGCUUGCUGUCGUGUUGUUGUAUCAUCGCCCAUCAUCGCCCACCCAGACCAAGCUAGCCAGCGAGCGAGCACAAGCCAGUGAAGACUGCCAGGAUGGGCCGGAAAAAGUCACUGAAGCGCACGGGAAGCACAUCUUCCCUGGCGUCGCUCUCCUCCAUGUCCUCCGUUCAAAUGCACCUGCCGGAGCGCAAGGGCGCCGACUUCCUGAACGAGGACGAGGUGCGCGACCGCGGCUCGUGGACCAUGACCCCGCUCGACAUGCCAGGGUUCCAGGGCCUCAGCCAAAACGUGCAGCCGCGCGACGUGAUUCCAGAGGUGGUCCGCAACAAGCGCUUCAACAGGCACAUGGACGUGCUCCCUGAUCCCCGCACGCGCGUUGUGCUGCCCAUGGUGAACGGCGACGAGGCCACCACAUACGUCAACGCCAACUACGUGCGCGGCGCGGAUGGCAAUCCAAAGUACUACAUCUGCGCCAUGGGUCCUCUGCCAGCGACCCUCAAGAACUGGUGGCGCAUGAUCUGGCAGGAGAAGGUCACCUGCAUUGCCAUGGUCACGGGCCUUGUGGAGAAGGGCGUCAAAAAGUGUGAGCGCUACUGGGCCCCGAAGCCCGGUCAGAAGGUGAAGGUGGCAGACAUGUUUGUGCGCACCGUCGCCGUCAGUGAGGGCAAGGGCUACCUUCGCACCUUGCUUGAGAUCCAACACACCAGCGGCCAGACCAGAAAAGUCAUGCAUCUCUGGUACCACUCCUGGCCUGACCACGGCGUGCCGCGGACAGAGGACGGCAAACCCGAUGCAACAAAUCUCCUCUACCUCAUUCGCGACGCACACAGGUCUGAGCAGCAGCUGUCUGUCGGGGGCCCGCUGUUGACGCACUGCAGCGCCGGUGUUGGACGGUCGGGGACGCUCAUUGCGCUGGACAUGGCGUGCCAGCUGCUGGAGGCAAACAAGGCGUGCGACCUCGUGGAGAUUGUGCGGGCGAUCCGCAAGGACCGCGUGGCGCUGGUGCAGCACCCGCAGCAGUUUGAGCUCGCCCACGCCGGCUGCAGCCUCUAUGCCGAGUUUGUCGAGGCAACCAUGGCGCUCUCAGACAAGGCAAAGAGCGCUGCCGUCAUAUUCGACAGAGAAGCGUUUGAGCGGGCGAUCAAACAGCAGUCUGCAGCGACAGACGAGGACGGCAUCACGGGCGAUCUCUACGAAGAAGUCCCAGAGGCCAAGGAGGCACGUGCAUACGGACAGCUGUCGGCGCCCAUCACGCCAAAGAGUCAACCAACAGCCCAGCAGCAGCAGCAGCAACAGCAAGGGUCGGAGGACGUGUAUGGACAGAUGCUGCCUGCAAAGGGCGGUGCAGCGCAGGACAACAACCCGUACGGCAGCCCCGUGAACGGCGGGCCAAUGAACCCGAACGACGUGUAUGGGGCGCCUGUGCAGCCGACGGCAGCAGCGUCGUCGUCGCAGCCACCAGCCAACCCGUUUGGACACGUCAAGCUGAAGAAGGUGCAGCGCAAGGAGGAGGACGACGACGACGAUGCAGGGGAGCAGCCCGCAAACGAGUACAGCGUGAUGAAGCACGUGCCCAUUGCACAACAGCAGCUGUUGUACGAGGAUGCAGAGGAGGACAACACACCUGCGCCGGCAGAUGCUGGCGACAUGUACGGUGCGCCCGUGGCAACAACAGCGGGGACGGCCGGGCAGGGCAUGUACGACAACGACGCGCUGCCGGGGCAGUCGACAUACGGCAACCAGGCUGUGGUGGACGCGGAGGAGCAGAAGCGGCGGCAGCAGAUGGCCGGGCAGCAGCAGUACUUCAACCAGGAGGUGCUGGGCAACGCAGCAGGCGUGACGGCCGACGCAAACGCAGGCCAGCUCUACGCAAACGACGAGGCAGCGGCUGAGGAGGAAAAGCGCCAGCGCGAGAAGCGGGAGAAGCGCGCGGCGGCGGAGCGCAAGAUCGCUGAAAUGCAGGCGCAGCUCGACAAGACCGUGUCCUCGCUGGAGACAGUCGUGCAGCAGCGCAAGGAGGCCGAGGCACAGCUGGACGGACACGCCGGCGAGGUGAAGAGGUGUGAGGCAAAACUCAAGAACGCGCGCGAGCUGGAGCGUGACGCAAGCCUCGCCCUUCAACAGGCUGAGACAGCCCUCGAAUCACAACGGGAACUGAUGCAAGAUCUUGCUGUGCGCAUGAGUGAAGCGCAGCAGCGGGAGGUGGAGGAGAAGGAGCGAUUAAAGAAGGAGGCCGAGGCGACACGCGCUUCCGGAAUCCUCGCAGCAGUCGGCCUCUCCUCAUCAACGACGGGGAUGAAGUUCCAUGCUCGCAGCCUCGCCCUGGCGAUGCAGCCGCUGCCAAAGGGGAAGGCCGUCCCGCCCGCACGCCGCAAGGUUGUCACGGAUCGGGCUGCGGCAGAGGAGAGCAAACGCGAGGCUGUGGGCGACAUCAAACUGCUAGCCAUUGUUGGCUGUGUUUCCAGAUAUCGGUGAUUGCAAGAUGUAGCACACCUACCUCGCUCAUCCACAUUCCAGCCACCAUGCGCCUAUAACCUUCCUCCCUUCCUGCUGUUGCCUGUUGUCUUUAUGUCUCGUCUUCGCUCCUUUCGCUUUGGUCGAAUACAUACUGGGCCCCUUGUGUUUCAUUUCUUCGUGCUUCGCCCCUGCCUUGCUGAUUGCUUGCAUGACGUUUGCCACUCUUGCGUGCGUGUGCAUGUGUGUGUGUGUGUUGUGAUUGUGUUCUUAUGCACGUGCGUGUUAAUCGUCAUCGCCCCUACCACACCGCUUUUGGCCCACACUUGCACCUUCGACUUUCCUGUUGCAACCACCACUGCUAUGUUGCUUCAAAAUGGUGUUGUGUCUCGCUGUUUGGUUCCGGUGUCUUCCUCUGCUCCUGUCUAUUAAGCCCCUGUCGGUGGUGUUGGUGGUGCCUUGCGCUCUCAUCAUGCGUUCAUCUGGUGCCCAACAGCAACGUUUGGUGGGUGCAUUGCCCGGUGCAUGGCUGGCUGUCGUGGGAGGUGUUGAGGCUAUGGCGGUGUGUGCAUGUCCGUUGCUUAGUUGGAACGAUGAACAGUCACCACAUGUGCCGUGCUGUGGGGUUGUUCCUUUCUCGUCUUAUUCUGUGCGUGAUGAGCACACACGUGUUGUUGCUGCUGUGCCAAUUGACCCCCCUUGCCUCCUUUCAUGUUGUCUUCCUUCUGUUUACUGCUGCAAGUAGCCAAUACAACACACAAAACACGACA
Messenger RNA from Salpingoeca rosetta, 3328 nucleotides. Its product is annotated as tyrosine phosphatase. Gene Ontology annotation, molecular function: protein tyrosine phosphatase activity. Gene Ontology annotation, biological process: protein dephosphorylation. The transcript is spliced from 10 exons. NCBI's taxonomy places the organism in Eukaryota, Choanoflagellata, Craspedida, Salpingoecidae. The record is from RefSeq and is a predicted model, not a curated record. Bases 198 to 2579 code for a protein of 793 amino acids.